AUGGAGCAUUACCGGAAAGCUGGCUCUGUGGAACUCCCCGCACCUUGCCCGAUGCCCCAGCUGCCUCCUGAUACCCUGGAGAUGCGGGUCCGAGCUGGCAGCAAGAUCCGCAACCUCUUGGGCCUGGCGCUGGAGCGGCUGGAGGGCGGCAGCGCUCGCCACGUCGUCUUCUCAGGCUCUGGCCGCGCUGCAGGCAAGGCUGUCAGCUGUGCUGAGAUUGUAAAACGGCGGGUACCAGGCUUGUACCAGCUUACCAAGCUGCGCUUCCUGCAAACCGAGGACAGCUGGGUGCCUGCCUCACCUGACACAGGCCUGGAUCCCCUCACGGUCCGCAGCCAUGUGCCUGCAGUGUGGGUGCUGCUGAGCCGAGACCCCCUGGACCCCAAUGAAUAUGGCUACCAGCCCCCCGGGGCACCCCCUGACCUCGGGCCCACACCUGCCUCCAGCUGUGGCCCUCAGCCUAGAAGAAGGGCUCGCGAUACCCGGUUCUGA
Messenger RNA from Rangifer tarandus platyrhynchus (Svalbard reindeer), 492 nucleotides. NCBI's taxonomy places the organism in Eukaryota, Metazoa, Chordata, Mammalia, Artiodactyla, Cervidae. The record is from the annotation of a GenBank genome assembly.